AUGACGCCUCCCGGCCAACUGCUCCCCUUGGCCCGGCCGCCUCCGGCCCCUCCCGUCCUCUCCAGCCGCCGCAGCCGGUGCCCACCUCCCGCCCACGCGCACGCCGUAGUGUCGCCUCUGCCUCCAUGGCGGCCCCACCGCCUCCAUGGCCGCUUCAUGCCUUCUCCCCAGCUGUUCUGGGCUCCAGCCUGGCCCCCUCGUGCUCCAACACCUCCAGGGGUUUCGGAGGCCGCAAGAGGCGAGGCUCAGGAGGCUGCGGUGGCGGAGUUCGUGACGUCGGAGAGGGUGAAGGUGGCGGCGAUGCUGGGGCUAGCCCUCGCGCUCUGCAACGCCGACCGCGUCGUCAUGUCCGUCGCCAUCGUCCCUCUCUCGCAGGCGUACGGGUGGACCCCGUCAUUCGCCGGCGUCGUGCAGUCAUCCUUUCUUUGGGGAUAUCUGAUGUCGCCGAUAAUUGGUGGAGCGCUUGUUGACUACUAUGGUGGAAAACGAGUCAUGGCUUACGGUGUAGCCUUAUGGUCCUUGGCUACAUUCCUGUCUCCUUGGGCAGCUGGUCGAUCUAUCUGGUUGUUUCUCUUUACCAGAGUCCUGCUGGGUAUUGCAGAAGGAGUGGCACUCCCAAGCAUGAACAAUAUGGUGUUGAGGUGGUUUCCUCGCACAGAGAGAUCUAGUGCUGUGGGUAUUGCAAUGGCUGGCUUUCAGCUUGGCAAUGCCAUUGGGUUACUUCUUUCCCCAAUUAUCAUGUCACGAACUGGAAUCUUUGGACCUUUUGUGAUAUUUGGAUUAUUCGGAUUUCUGUGGGUGUUGGUGUGGAUACCGGCUAUAUCUGGCACACCAGGUGAACAUGCACAGAUAUCAGCAUAUGAACUGGAGUAUAUAACCAAAGGCCAGAAAUUGGUGAAACCUCAAAUUGGAAGUGAAAAAACAAAAAAGGUUCCCCCUUUCAGUAAACUGCUUUCCAAAUGGCCAACAUGGGCUUUGAUUUGUGCAAACGCCAUGCAUAGCUGGGGUUAUUUUGUUAUCCUUUCAUGGAUGCCAGUCUAUUUCAAAACAAUAUAUCAUGUCAAUCUGAGAGAAGCUGCUUGGUUCAGUGCACUCCCUUGGGUGAUGAUGGCAGUUUUAGGCUAUGUGGCUGGUGUUGUAUCAGACAUGCUUAUUAGAAAUGGUACAAACGUUACUUUAACACGGAAGAUAAUGCAGUCAAUUGGCUUUCUGGGGCCAGGUAUUGCUUUGCUCUGUCUGAAUGCAGCAAAGAGUCCAAUCAUUGCUUCAGCCUGGCUUACAAUUGCUGUUGGUUUGAAAUCCUUCGGCCACUCAGGUUUCUUAGUAAAUCUACAGGAGAUUGCCCCACAAUAUGCUGGAGUCCUACACGGAAUGUCAAAUACAGCUGGGACAUUUGCUGCCAUUCUAGGAACUAUUGGAGCAGGAUUUUUUGUUGAUCGGAUGGGCUCUUUCCGUGGAUUUUUGAUAUUGACGUCGCUUUUAUACUUCAGCAGUGCUCUUUUCUGGGAUAUCUUUGCUACUGGAGAGCGUGUUGAUUUUGAUGGCACUGGCUAG
Molecule: messenger RNA, 1554 nt
Organism: Miscanthus lutarioriparius
Lineage: Eukaryota; Viridiplantae; Streptophyta; Magnoliopsida; Poales; Poaceae
Source: the annotation of a GenBank genome assembly